AUGUCUUUUUUUUUCGCCCGAACAGGGGGUCGAACCACGUUAAUUGUAUUUUCUGAAGUCCAGUGAAGUCACCAACCCUGGACCCUCAGAUUAAGAGUUUGAUGCUUUACCGACUGAGCUAUCCCCACCUACAGGAUCUAACUAUGUCAGAUACGUGAAAAACCUCAAAAUAUACUGGGAAAAAUUCAACUUCCAUAAAUCAACCAUACAGUGCUUCCGCUGCCAAAUUCACGGUCACACCUCAUUCAGUUCCAACAAGAAACCAGUUUGACGCUCAAAUGCGCUGGUUAGCAUGACUAAGAUUCUGUAAGAAAAAACACCUGAAACUUCCCCAACAUGCGCUAACUGUAAAGACGCGCACCCUGCUAAUUACUCCAAGUGCCCAGUCCUACUAGCCUUCUUGGCAAAAAAGACUACUAGCACCGUGAAAACUCAACACACGCAGCAACUCCCUCACUUCACUUCCAAAUCUUCACUUCCCCUCAUCUUCCUUAGACAAACUACAAAAUAA
This is a messenger RNA of Heterotrigona itama, 511 nucleotides long. The record is from the annotation of a GenBank genome assembly. Lineage: Eukaryota; Metazoa; Arthropoda; Insecta; Hymenoptera; Apidae.